AUGGAGAAUUACUGGAAAUUUUGCAUGGAAAUUUUAGAGAUUUGCUAUUUGGAUAAACCAGGCGGCUGUCACUGCGGGCAGGAACAGCCGGCGCUGCCCCUCCCUCCCGCGGGGUUCCCCGCGCUGGUCCCGGCCCCGCCGGGCGCGGAAGCGGCGGAGGCGCCGGGCGCCUUUAAGGGAGGCUCCGCCCCCGCGCGCGCUCCCGCCCCUCGCCGCGCGCCGGGCCAACGGGAGCGCGCGCCUGGGGAAGGGGCGGGGGCGCCGAGCAGGGGUUUCGCUCCGGCGGUGGCACCGCGGGAAGGGGCGCGGGACCCCGCGAAGGGGCGUCCGCACCUGCCCGGCCCGGCCCGGCGAGCGCUCACCAUCCCCCGGGCGCGGCCGCCCGAAGGCAACGGGGCGGCGGCAGGAGGAGGGGGAGAAGACGGAGAAGGGAGCGGGGGCGCCGCAAGGACCCCGCGCCCGGUGCGGGCGGCGCGGCGGCGGCGGCGGAUGUGCUGCUGGCGCGGGGGGAUGAUGCUGGCGGGGCCACAGCUGGUGGCGGGGCCGGCGGCGCCGGGCGGGGAGCGGGCCCGGCUGCUCUCGCUCUACGUGCAGGACUACCUGGAGUGCGUGGAAUCGCUGCCGCUGGACAUCCAGCGCAACGCCUCGCUGCUGCGGGAGAUGGACACGCAGUGCCAAGAAGCGUUAAAAGAAAUAGAUGAUGUCUAUGAAAAAUACAAGUCAGAAAACGACCCUGUUCAGAAGAAACGCUUGCAGCAGCAUCUUCAGCGUGCAUUAAUCAACAGUCAAGAACUUGGAGAUGAAAAAAUUCAAAUAGUGACUCAGAUGCUAGAACUGGUAGAGAAUCGAGCCCGUCAAAUGGAAACACACUCUCAGUGUUUUCAAGAUAUGUCUGAGAACGAAAAGCCUCUAGAAAAGGCCAAGAUGGAGUCCUGCCAGCCAGAGAGAUCCUCCCGCAGACCUCGCCGCCAGCGAACCAGCGAAAGCCGUGACCUGUGCCACAUAGCAAAUGGUAUUGAUGACUGCGAUGAUCAGCCACCGAAAGAGAAAAGAUCGAAAUCUUCCAAGAAGAAAAAACGCUCCAAAGCCAAACAGGAGAGAGAGGUUUCACCUGUAGAAUUUGCAAUUGAUCCCAAUGAACCAACUUACUGCUUAUGCAACCAAGUGUCUUAUGGUGAAAUGAUAGGAUGUGACAAUGAACAGUGCCCUAUUGAGUGGUUCCACUUUUCCUGUGUUGGACUCACGUACAAACCAAAGGGGAAAUGGUAUUGCCCCAAGUGCAGAGGAGACAAUGAGAAAACAAUGGACAAAUGUACUGACAAAUCAAAAAAGGAUAGGAGAUCGAGGUAGUGAAAACAGUUUAUGUUUUAAAGAGUUGCUCCUUUUAUAUUAAAAUGUUUCAUUUCCAGAGAACAUUGUUUUAGGAAAUGCAUAAGACUAUGCAAUAAUUUUUAAUCUAUAAUAUUAAUGGAGUAUUAAAAGCUGUUAUACCUUCUGUGAUCUUUAACUUUCUGCACUGAAUAACCAAAUUAUUGAAACAGGGUGGCUUCAGACCUUUCACAGAAGACAUUACAAGCAGAUGGCGCUUGAUUUCAAUUUAACCCCAUUAGUAUUUUAAAGAACCUUGUGAAUCCUGAAAUAAUGGUGGUGGGAGAGAUACCGAAGAAAUUUUCAUGUUAUGGUAAAGGGGUUGAAAGGCCUCACAUCUCUGCUAGCAUCUUAACGUCCGAGUUUGUUUUUUAUCCCAAGUUUUACAUUUUCAUUUUUUGUGUUAACAUCACGCAUUUGGAAUUAGGGGUUUUGAAUUGAGCUGUAACUGUAAAAGUCUUCCGAGCUAUAAGCAGACCUUUCCAGUGACUUUCAUAUGACCAGUAUGUUAUUGCAAGGAAGAAAAUAGAAAAUACCACUAACUUAACCUUUUCUUUUUUGCCAACAUUAAACUCUUGUCUUUGUGACUA
Messenger RNA from Sturnus vulgaris (Common starling), 1958 nucleotides. It is a transcript of the gene ING2, whose product is annotated as inhibitor of growth family member 2. The record is from RefSeq and is a predicted model, not a curated record. Gene Ontology annotation, biological process: positive regulation of DNA-templated transcription. Lineage: Eukaryota; Metazoa; Chordata; Aves; Passeriformes; Sturnidae. Gene Ontology annotation, cellular component: nucleus.